UCAGUCCAACUAUGCUCUCCAAGUCAGGCGCCCAUGAGGACGCUCUGGAAGGGAGGAGGACCUUGGUUGUGGGCGGAAGAGGCGGCGCGUGCAUGAAUUUUAUUCUGAGAUGUUUCAGCAGGAAAAGAAUGUGCUUCUUCACAUGAGUAUCCACUUAUUUUGGAUCAUUUUUUGGGGGUGCAUACCAAAAUGCUUGUAUGCACAGAACAUGUGUCCUGAGGUCAGGCAACAGCUUUUGAAAGAUGGCUUUCACAGAAACCUGCUGAUUCAGGUAAAUAUCAGUACAGCUGAUGAAAGCCUCAGAAGCUGCAUGGUGGCAACUAAGGUACACUUACCAAAAGGACUAUAUGUGGACCCCUAUGAAUUGACAUCUUUACAAAAGCACAAUCUCACUGAGGCAUUGAUGAUGGCAGAUAACAUAGAUUUGGAAGCUCCCGAGUACUUAGCUGCUGACGUUUCUGUCCUCGUUUAUAUGAGACCUGACCCUGAAUGCUUUUCGUGUUUUAGAGCAUUAUUACCUCUGCACUGCCGGUAUCAUCGGCCGGCAGAGAAUGAUGGGAAAAUCUCUACUGUACUGAAAAGUCCAGAUCUAUUGAUGCAUUGCCAAAAAUUAUUCCUUUCACUGGAAUGUUUGAAAGAAACUGAAAUAGAAGCUCCAUGUUCUCAGAAGAAUACACACACAUGCCAUUGGGAUAGCAUGAAGUUCAAAGAUGUAACCGAAGAACAGAAACUGCAGAUACCAGUUGGGCUCAAACACCAUCUCAUGUUGGUAUGCACAGUGACUCUUGCUACCACAAUAUUGUGUUCCAGUCUUAUCCUUUCAGCUUUAUUCAAGCAUGGAUGCUUCUCCUUUGUUCAGAGCUCACAGUAAAACCGAACAAGG
Messenger RNA from Lacerta agilis (Sand lizard), 883 nucleotides. RefSeq names its product phosphatidylinositol glycan anchor biosynthesis class X (gene PIGX). The record is from RefSeq and is a predicted model, not a curated record. Gene Ontology annotation, biological process: GPI anchor biosynthetic process. Gene Ontology annotation, cellular component: endoplasmic reticulum membrane. The transcript is spliced from 7 exons. Lineage: Eukaryota; Metazoa; Chordata; Lepidosauria; Squamata; Lacertidae. The coding region runs from base 110 to 871 and encodes 253 amino acids.